AUGCCUGCGGAGUGGCUGAGUGGGCACUUGCAGGACAGGAAGCAGGUCGGCAGAGAUGACUCGAACUACACGGGCUCUCUUGAAGGGCAAAAUGAGCUGCUCCAGUUCUUGAAGGCCAUUCGCCCAGAAUGGUCUUUCCCGAAAAAGAAUGGCAAGAGCAAUGUGAGGAGUGUCAUGGACAAACUCAAGGCAGUUGGUGUGACGAGUGUUUGGGAGCUGUUUCGGGCAGUCAUGCGCAACACCAUCAACGAAGACCUGGCGCAAGCUGGGUACUCGGUCUUGAGCAAGGAAACGCUGGACCGUAUUCGGAAGAGGAUGAGCUUCUUCCGGCAGCUGGAUGUUCUGACGGAAACUGAUUGCCGUCAGACCGGAGCGUUUGCACCAGUGCCCCAGUUGCUUUCGCAGAAGAAGCUGGCCUACUGGAGUAAAGUGGCACCGUCCCAGAUCCACGAGGGCAAGAAGCUGGAUGACAGGUCAGCAUCUCCAGAGGGCAGAGCACGCUCUUCUCAAAGACGAACCAGAGCAGUGACCGACCCAACGAAUUCUAUCGGACCGACCAGCGUCACAAUGUCAAGUUUUGCGGCAUCCUUCUCAUCUCCCACGCUGGAAUCAAAAAGCGAGUCUAGACAGAUAUGGGCGGUCGAAGACCUGGAAAUGGAACGGCCGAAGCUGCGUGGUGUCAGGAAGCCGCUACAUGCUGGCAGAUCAUCGUCCAAAAGCCGUGAAGCCUUCGAGGUUUUCAGGCCACCCGACAGCGAAGGGGAAACACAGGAGCCCGAAAGAUGGGCUCUCAAGUCCUCUCUACGGCCCGCCGCAAAAACUUGGCAGGCUGGUGACCCGAAGUUCGCUGAUGUCGAAAAGGUGCCUAAAGUCGGCCUUCUUCGCCAAGUAAGCCAAAUGUCGAUUCCAGGGGAAGAUCAAUCGACUGCAUCGCUCCUGAUGCAAUCUCCUCCGACUGACAUGAGCCGCUUGCGAUUGGGAAGCGGCCAGGCUAGCAGUGUGGUGGUUGUCACCACUCCGGUCAACAGGACGAACAGUGUUUCUAUGGACCGAUCCAGCAGCUGUCAGCACUCCCAGGAUGCUGACACGCUUCUGUCGGCUGUGGAAAGACUCCACCAGGAGGCCGCGGCCAUGCAGGAUUUUCGUCCUCCGAGCUGGUCCGUCUUGCGUCGUCAUCCAGAUUCGCUCAUUGACAACGGCCAGGCGAUGCUGGAGGAGCAAGAAGCACUUCAUGAGAGGUCCAAGCUUUACAAGCUGAUGCAGCAAGAAGGCUUGUACUCGCCCAUGCGUCGUCACGUUGCUGAAAAUGUGCGUUCCCGACUCAAGGAGGAGAGUGACAAGGUGGCUGCGGAGGGGCUUGAGAUGCAGCACAAAUGUACAAAUAUCCGGAAGAAUCUGGGCCAGAUGAUGAACGCAAGGAGAGAUCUUGCAUCCCUACGGCGCGCCAUCGUCGGGAGAAACAUCGAUCCGGAUGAGCAGCUGAAGUCCGGCUUGCUCCUGAUGGGUUGA
Messenger RNA from Symbiodinium natans, 1509 nucleotides. The record is from the annotation of a GenBank genome assembly. NCBI's taxonomy places the organism in Eukaryota, Dinophyceae, Suessiales, Symbiodiniaceae.